Chrysemys picta bellii (western painted turtle) is the source of this 646-nucleotide messenger RNA. The record is from RefSeq and is a predicted model, not a curated record. Lineage: Eukaryota; Metazoa; Chordata; Testudines; Emydidae.
AUGGAUGUUAUACAAAAGGAUUUGAUUAGCUGCAAAGUUUCUGACAAACUGCUUCAAGAAAAACUGGAAUGGAAAAGGAUUCAGAGCCAGCCCCAUAUCAGUGAAACUAAGGCGAGGAGGAAAAGAGAAGACGAUGACAGUGGGAAAAUAUACCCUAGUAUACCAUCUGUUAUGGAAGUCAAACAUAACCAUGUAGGUCCUGCACAGGCUACCAAUCCAUCAAUCCGUCUUCAUUGUUGGCAGCCAUUGAUACGCCUUCCUGUUGGGCUCCGUUCUGUUGCACCAAGCAUAGAUGAAAAAGUAGAUCUUCACUUUAUUGCGUUAGUUAACGUAGGCGGUCAUCUCUAUGAAUUAGAUGGGCGCAAACCUUUUCCAAUAAACCAUGGACAAACUAGUGAUGACACUUUUUUAGAGGCUGCAGUAGAAGUUUGCAAGAAGUUCAUGGAACGUGACCCAGAAGAAUUAAGAUUUAAUGCAAUUGCUCUGUCUGCAGCUUAAUUAUCCCAUUUGGAAAAGCUGCACCACAAAUAUAUUGUAACAAAAUAAAAAUAUUGCCAUAUAUUAUGUAUGACUUUUGAUACUUUCACUAACAUGUUGAUGAAUUUGAGCAUAUGGUGGAUUAAAUCUUGAAUUAGUCUUUACUGCA